AUUAUGCUGCACUCGCGAGUAUCCCACACUCACACAGCAUACAGGAGCUGGCAUACUCUAUACGUGUGGAUUUUAUUUGAUUGAUAUUCAAUCUGGCAUUUGGUAAUCAUGAGCUUCCUCCUUAACCAUGUCCGUGAUGGCUUACGGAUACAGCGCGUGUUGAAACUGCAAGGGUGGGCGCAGAGAGGUUUAUCUACAUCGUCGACAGUUUUCAACGAUAAUUCGCCGGCGGCGAGGAAUGUCGAUCGCGCCGAGACCGUCAUCAUCGGCGGUGGAAUCGCGGGCACGAGCAUCGCCUACCACUUGGCCAGGCAGGGCCAAAAGGGCGUGGUCCUCCUCGAGAAGUCGGAGCUGACGGCGGGGUCGACGUGGCACGCGGCGGGUCUCACCACCAACUUCCAGGGCGUCGUCAACCUCAAGAGAAUACACUAUUACAGCUUAAAUAUGUACGCUCACAUAGCAGCUGAAACCGACCAGGAGAUUAACCUUCAUCUUCCGGGUUCUAUCCGCAUCGCCACCACACCCACGCGAGUUGACGAGAUGAAGUACCAAAUGUCCCGCCACGGCCACCACGAAGCGCCACAGUGUCUCAUCACCCCCGAACAGGUCAAAGAACUUGUGCCCAUUGCUAACAUCGACAACGUGUUGAUGGGUCUCUACACACCGUACGAUGGCCAUGUCGACCCCUACUCCCUGACGCAGGCCAUCGCCAAGGGGGCACGCAAGUACGGCGCCCAGAUCCUGCAGGCGACGGGGGUGACGGCGCUGCAGCUGCGUGAGGACGGUCGAUGGAUCGUUACAACUCCUCAGGGAGACAUUCUUGCCAAUAGGGUAGUGAAUGCAGCAGGUUUCUGGGCCAAGGAGGUCGCUCUGCUGGCCGGCUCGGACCUCCCUCUCGUCCCGAACCACCACCAGUACCUCGUGACGUCGACGGUCCCGGAGGUGAAGGCGCUGAAGAGGGAGAUCCCCGUCCUGCGGCAUCUCGAGGGGUCCUUCUACCUCCGCAUGGAACGCGACGGCCUCCUCAUCGGGCCCUACGAGAGCGAAAAGACCAUGCGGCAGUGCAAUGACUGGGUCACGGAUCGAGUGCCUCCAGGCUUCGGCAAGGAGCUCUUCGAACCCGACCUGGACCGCCUGGAGCCACACCUGGAGGUCGCCAUGGAGCUGGUGCCGUGUUUCGCCCACGCCAACAUCCAGAGUGUCGUGAACGGUCCUAUUACGUACACGCCGGACGUUCUGCCGUUGAUCGGACCUGAUAUGUUGCCCAAUAUGUGGAUAGCUGCUGGGUUUGGUUACGGCAUCGUCCACGGCGGAGGAAUCGGCAAGUUCCUCGCCGACUGGAUCCUGGACGGCCAACCGCCCCUCGAGCUGAACGAGUGCGACCCCGGGAGAUUCAACAAGUGGGCGGACAACACCUUCGUCAUGGCCAAGGCGCGGGAGUCGUAUGGAAUGAAUAACGCCAUCACUUACCCUCACGAGGAGCGCUUUGCGGGCCGCCCAACCAGCCGGUUAUCAGGCGCCCACGAACUCCUGGAGAAACGCGGGGCCCGAAUGCACAUCCAUAGCGGCUGGGAGCAACCUGCCUGGUUCGCCGGCCCUGGAAAUACCCCGGAAUAUUGCCCUAGCUUUAGGAGAACGAAUUGGCAUGAGCCUGUGGGCAGGGAGGUCGACCUUAUCAUGAAAACAGCGGGAAUUAUCGACCUUACGCCCUUCGCGAAACUGAUCGUCAAAGGACCACAGGCUGCCGAGUUCCUGAACUACGUUGGUGCUAACAACGUACCCAGACUAGGGCGAACAGUCAUCACUCACGUGCUCUCUCCCUCUGGCCAUGUCUACGCCGAGCUCACCGUCACGAGAACCCACGAGGAUUCCUUCCUCGUCAUCACCGGGUCUGGGUCGGAGCUGCACGAUCUCAGAUGGUUAGAGGACUACGCCCGUCGAGGUGACUGGAAGGUAAGCUUCGGCAACUGCACCGAAGACGUGGGCUGCCUUAGCAUCGCCGGACCCAAAUCGAAGGAGAUUCUUGCCACUCUCGCGCCCGAAUUCAAGGGGAAGUUCCCCUUCUUCUCGUCCAAGGAGGUUGAUCUGGCCGGCGUGAAGACAACGGCGAUGCGCAUUUCGUACACGGGUGAACUGGGCUGGGAAUUGUACCAUCCACGUGAACAGACGGGUCAGCUGUACGAGGCCCUGCUGCACCACGGAGAAUCCUUUGGAGCUAAUGACGUCGGCACCAUCGCUGUGAAUGUCCUCCGCCAAGAAAAAGGCUUCAAGAUGUGGGGUGCAGAGAUGAACAUGGACACUACCAUCAUCGACGCAGGGCUGAUGAGCUUUGUAAAUAUGAACAAGGGAGACUUCGUGGGCCGAGAUGCGUUGGUGGAACUAUUGAAGAAGAGACCCAGGAAACACCUCAUUCAAAUGACAAUCGAUACUGACGAUCACGAUCCUCAUGGCGACGAAACAGUCUGGCUUGGAAACAAGGCUGUUGGCAACACGACCAGUGGCUGUUACUCGUACCACCUCGGAAAGUCCUUGGCCUUCGCAUAUGUUCCUCCACUCCUGUCUGUGCCUGGAACGGAAGUACAGGUGGAGUUACUUGGCGAGAUGCACACCGGCACCGUCCUGGCUGGGCCCCCGGUUCUCACACACACAGCACGAGCCAAGAAGUAAUCUUUCCUGCAUUUUUCAGACGUCUAACCACACAGGGUUCUUGGGACGCUGUACUUGCUUAUAUGGAUUGCUUUUCUUAGCGUGACUGUAUUUUGUAUGAAGAUAUUUUGAUAUUUUGACCCAGAAUUGUUGUGUUUUAACCUUUUGAUAAUAUUUUUAUUUAGAGCUGUAUAGAUAGAUAUUAUUAAAAUUUCUUAGGUAUGGGGUAAAGGCAUUGUACUUGUAUGCGUGUGUAUAUGUAUGCAUGGUUGUAUGUAUUUUCGUAAGGUUCAUAUGUUACUGUGCUGUUGUGACUUAUAUUUCUCCUGUGAUAUCAGACGGCUGUUUUAAUUUAUAUACAGCAUUAUAAAUCCAUUAUGAAAAUAAAAACAGACGUGCUAAUGAGUGUAUCCUUACGAAUCAACGGGGAGAACAAAAAUAUGUAAUAA
Messenger RNA from Penaeus monodon (black tiger shrimp), 3095 nucleotides. RefSeq names its product dimethylglycine dehydrogenase, mitochondrial-like. Gene Ontology annotation, molecular function: oxidoreductase activity; protein binding. Gene Ontology annotation, cellular component: mitochondrion. The transcript has 19 exons. The coding region runs from base 109 to 2667 and encodes 852 amino acids. Lineage: Eukaryota; Metazoa; Arthropoda; Malacostraca; Decapoda; Penaeidae. The record is from RefSeq and is a predicted model, not a curated record.